UAGGCUACCGUUGCUUCAGAAAGAAACACGUAACUCUAAACGGCGCAGACAAGAGUUAAAAAAAAAAGAGAUGCGGUGCCUUAUUUUCGGUCAAAGUUAACGGGAAUAGCCUACUAUGUUUGCUCGUGGUCACGAAAGCGAUGCUGCUGUUGUUGUUGUUGCUGCUAGUGUUACUUUGGACCACGACUACUGUGCACGACCAUCGUCUGAAUUGAUUAAAGAAAACAGAGCACCUCGGAUCUUUGGAUCCUCCAAUGGGACCACGGGUGAAGUGGAGGAGAAGAGGCUGGGCUCCGGCUGUAACGUGACUGAAACGCACCAGGUUGACCUGAGACUGCUGGUGAAGGCUGAAUACAGAAAAGAGGAGGAAUAUGAUCAUGUGAUAUCAUGUCUGGUCGAAGAGGAAGAAAAAGAAGAAAAAGAAAAGCCCUUUGCAGAGCCUCCCUGUGAAAUUUCAGACAAUAGGCCUAUAGACGAAACAGACUCUAGCGAUGAAACACUGCAGACAGCAGCGGAGAUUGAAGUGGAGAUUGAGGAGGACGAGCAACAGGAUUAUCUGCUGGAAGAAUUGAUGAAAGAAAACAGAGCACCUUGGAUCUUUGGAUCCUCCAAUGGGACCAUGGGUGAAGUGGAGGAGAAGAGGCUGAGCUGUGACGUGACUGAAACACACCAGGUUGCCCUGAGACUGCUGGUGAAGGCUGACUACAGAAAAGAGGAGGAAUAUGAUGAUGUUAUAUCAUGUCUGGUCAAAGACGAAGAGGAAGAAAAAGAAGAAGAAGAAGAAAAGCCCUUUGCAGAGCCUCCCUGUGAAAUUUCAGACAAUACAGACGAUGCAGACUCUAGCGAUGAAACACUACAGACAGCAGCGGAGAUUGAAGUGGAGAUUGAGGAGGACGAGCAACAGGAUUAUCUGCUGGAAGGUGUAUCAUCAGAACACCCACACUUAAGGCAACAGCAGAUCCACGGACAGAAUGAUGAACUCAACCUGCAACUAAGAGGAAGACUGCACCACUGCACAGUCUGCAGGAAGAGUUUCACGGCCAUGACAGAACUCCAGAAACACCAGCAAACACACUCCGUUAGUGUGAAUGAAAAGCCAUAUAGAUAUGAAUGCACCCAGUGUGGAUGGGCUUUUUCAAAAAGGUCAGAGCUUAAAAGCCACAUACUAAUUCACACUGGAGGGAAGCCUUAUAAAUGUACUCAAUGUGGGAAAACCUUUUCAAAAAUUUCAACUCUUGAACUCCACAUUCUUAAACAUACUGGAGAGGUGCCUCAUUAUUGUACCCAGUGUGACAAAGCUUUUUCAAGAAUGUCAACUCUCGAACGCCACAUGCUAAAACAUACUGGAGAGAAGCCUCAUAAUUGUGCCCAGUGUGGAAAAGCUUUUUCAAAACGUUUAACUCUCGAACGCCACAUGCUAAAACAUACUGGAAAGGUGCUUCAUUAUUGUACCCAGUGUGGAAAAGUUUUUUCAAAAAUGUCAAAUCUCAAACGCCACUUGCUUAAACAUACUGAAGAGAAGCUUCAUAAUUGUACCCAGUGUGGAAGAACUUUUUCAAAAUGUUUAGCUCUUGAACGCCACAUGCUAAUGCAUACUGAAGAGAAGCUUCAUAAUUGUACCCAGUGUGGAAGAACUUUUUCAAAAUCUUCAACUCUCGAACGCCACAUGCUUAAACAUGCUGAAAAGAAGCCUCAUAAUUGUACCCAGUGUGAAAAAGCUUUUUCAACACUUUUAACUCUCAAACGCCACAUGCUAAUACAUACUGGAGAGAUGCCUCAUUAUUGUACCCAGUGUGGAAGGGCUUUUUUAAUAAUGUCAUCUCUCGAACGCCACAUGCGAAAACAUACUGGAGAGAAGCCUCAUAAUUGUGCCCAGUGUGGAAAAGCUUUUUCAACACUUUUAACUCUUGAACGCCACAUGCUAAUACAUACUGGAGAGAUGCCUCAUUGUAUCCAGUGUGGAAGAGCUUUUUUAACAAUGUCAACUCUCGAACGCCACAUGCUAAAACAUACUGGAGAGAAGCCUCAUAAUUGUGCCCAACACAAGGAUACAUUUGGAACAUUCAAAGUUCUUGAAGGCCACAUGCUAACACGUACUGGAGAGAAGCUUCAUCAAUGCGUCUGAUGUGGAAGACCUUUUUCCACAAAUUUCACAUCUUAAACGGCACAUAUACACACACUGGAGAGGACCCUCAUCGAUGUCACCAGUGUGGAAAAGUUUUUCCGAAAAUUUCCAUUUCCACAAAUGAAUACACAUCGGAAAGCGCCAAUGUGUCCAGUGUGGAGAAGCUUUUCACACAAUUAGCAAGUCUAAAAAUCCACAUGCUAAUCCAUACGGAAGAGAAGCCUCGUGAAUGUAUCCCGUGUGGAAAAGCUUUCAUUAUCAUCCUCAACUCUUAAAAGCCACAUGCUUAUACACACUGAAGAGAAGCCUUGUGAAUGUGACCAAUGAGGCAAGGCUCUGUUAACUCGUGAUUGACAGUGCAGAAAUAACCGGUAACGUGUUUUAAUUAUGUGAUUAAAAGACUAUUUAAUUCAUUUGAUGCAAUUCUUGU
Molecule: messenger RNA, 2555 nt
Organism: Sardina pilchardus (European sardine)
Lineage: Eukaryota; Metazoa; Chordata; Actinopteri; Clupeiformes; Clupeidae
Product: gastrula zinc finger protein XlCGF57.1-like
Exons: 4
Coding region: 116-2125 (669 amino acids)
Biological process (GO): regulation of transcription by RNA polymerase II
Molecular function (GO): DNA-binding transcription factor activity; RNA polymerase II cis-regulatory region sequence-specific DNA binding
Source: RefSeq, a predicted model, not a curated record